CGAGGCGAAAGUCCAAUACGAAAUGGUUCUUCGGAAAUGGUUGGACCUGAAACCAGGCCUGGAAUUCCGAUGUUUCAUCAAGAAGAACAAAUUGAUAGGUAUUUCUCAGAGGCACCCCUGUGAUUUCUUUCCAUUUCUUGGAAAGGGCAACGGAGCCAUUUUGGAGGACAUCAAACUUUUCUUUUACAAUAAGAUUUAUAAACAGUUUCCGGACGAAAAUUAUGUGUUUGACGUAUACAGGAAGUCUGAGCAUAAUAUUUUGUUGUUGGAUUUUAACCCUUUUGGUCCAGUAACAGAUGGACUGUUGUUUGAAUGGGAGGAGCUGGACAGCUGGCCUGAUGGCGACUCUGCAAGCGAAGAGGUCCCAGAGCCGGUUUUUCGUUUCAUCGAAACAGAGAUGGGUGUGAAACCGAGUCCAUACCAGCAGCACGGUAUGCCCGUAGACAUGGUCGACCUGGCCGCGGGAACAGACCCACACAAACUCAUAGAUUUUUUACAAAUGAAAAUACAGUCCCAGCAGGACGACUCAUCAGGUGAAGAUGACAGCAGCGAUGACAAACCAGAGGAAGACAUGUCAAACGUCUUAGCAAAGAGGACAGAUGGUGACAGCAAAGACAUUGACAAUUCAGAUUCAAAGACUUGCACUGCAGAUUCAGCAACCAUCAGUUGA
This is a messenger RNA of Lingula anatina, 670 nucleotides long. Its product is annotated as translation initiation factor eIF2 assembly protein. Gene Ontology annotation, cellular component: cytoplasm. The record is from RefSeq and is a predicted model, not a curated record. NCBI's taxonomy places the organism in Eukaryota, Metazoa, Brachiopoda, Lingulata, Lingulida, Lingulidae.